Molecule: messenger RNA, 2251 nt
Organism: Prunus dulcis (almond)
Lineage: Eukaryota; Viridiplantae; Streptophyta; Magnoliopsida; Rosales; Rosaceae
Exons: 8
Coding region: 265-2040 (591 amino acids)
Source: RefSeq, a predicted model, not a curated record
GCGGCCUUACACUUACCCACGCCACGCAUAUUCUUUUCUUACAAUAUUUGAUAUGGACAUUUCAUCUCACUAGAAUAUGAAUAUCCUUUUGACAAAAAGAGAAAAAAAUAAAUAAACACAAAUUCAACUGAAUUGGACACUCAAAAUUCCUACUCCAAGUUUCUGUAAACUCUCUCUUCUUCUCAUUCAUUUCCCUUUUAUUUUCCACUUUGCUUUCCAUUUUCCAUUUCUGUAACAAACAAGAAUUACAAAGCGGAUAGAAAUAUGGCUGUCUCAGCCUUCAAAUCGUCAAGCAAAAGGAGCAAUGCCGCCACCAAUUCCUCAGCAUCAACAACCUCAUCUGUUGGCAGACAGCAAAUCACAGACAAAGAUAAUAACAACCCAGCAAAGAAAGCCCCGCUCAGAAGGUCAAGAAGCGUCAGCGCUUUCUCAAGGACCAGCCUUGACGCCUCCGCUGAAAGCUUCUUGAACAAGAGAGACAACCCUCUCUUCUGGUCAACGGACGCCCAAGCCGUUGACUCCCAAAAGCUAGUCAAACCCACCAAGCUUGACGCUGCAACAUCGAAAGAUUCGAGACCGGCGACCUCCGCUGGUGCUGAUUCUAGAAGGGGCCGCUCCGGGUUGCGGAAUUCCGAUGCUUUGGGGACGAGGAAGGAGGCGGGUCGGAGCUUGUCGCGGGUCGACCCGGGCCGUCGGAACCGCUCCAUUUCCCGCGGUCCGGAUUCCAGGAGGCAUUUCGUCAAUUCUAAGAGUGACGAUGAACAAGUAUGGGGUUUGUUGAAUAAAGUGGGCAGUGAUGGGAAAAAGGGUGCUUUAGUUAGAAGCAGUUCUGAUGAGUUGGAUGAUUUGAAAGGUCUGCGUACAUGGUCCAGCCAGCAUUCACAAGAUUCUGAUGCAAAUUUGUCUUGUUUGCAAUCUACAAAUUGGGAAGAUGGAGUUUCAGUCGCAGGUUCAUUAUCUGGAACAGAAGAGAAAACUGUUAAAGCAGUGUGUGAACGGAUGAAUAUGGAUCUUGGGCAUUCUCAUUUGUCAGUUCAAGGGAAACAUUUGGAAGAUGAUAACCCGAGUACCAGUAUAUAUGAAACAGUUCGAUCUGAAGUGAGACGUGCUAUCUCUGAGAUUCAAAAUGACCUUGAAAGUGCUAUGCGAAGGAGUAAUGCUCCAGCACUUGCAACUACCGACAUUGCUGAUAUCCCUCCUGACCUGGUAAAUCCAAGUGCAGUUGAAUUAGUUUUGGACAUCAGAAGAGAAUAUGCCAAAAAGCUUGAGCAGUCCCGGGAACGUUCUAGAAAACUUCAAUCGGACCUGGCUGUUGAGGAGCACCGUGGACAAGAGCUCAGCAGGAUCCUGAAGGAAGUGCUUCCAGAUCCCAAGAACUCUAAUGUCACAAAAUCACGUCCAGGAAGAAAAGCUAGCAUUGAAAGAAGGAAGAUGUCGAAACGUCUAACAGAAGAAGCCAUGUCUUAUUUUGAUGAGUGUGUAUCCCUAUCAACUUUUGAUAGUUCUGACUUCUCAUCACCAGAAGACCCACCACUCAACUUAGUUGGCUUUACUACUCCUGUUGGUAAAAGCAUGUCUUUACUCCAAGCAAGUUCAACUGCUGCAGUCACCAAUAACUCAAACUCUUGCCACAAUGAUAAACAGGGAUUAAUCAUUGAAAAUCAGUAUACCAAUGACCGUCAUGCUUCAGGACUGAUGGCAAGCAGUGGUCCUAGGGAGCCACAGAUUAGUCCUAACAGUGCCAACAUGCCCCAGGAUUGGAAGUUCUCAUUUGCUCAUAAGCCAACAGAAACCCUUGAGCUUCAACCGGACAUUAUGAAGUACGCAAGACAUUUUGAGAAAGGAAUUGAGAAAGAUGACACGGAAUUGCAGAUUGUAAGAUCAAACUACUAUGAUUUGGGUGAGUACAAUUUGCAGGCUGCAGCACAAAGCUAUAUGUUCGACAGGGUAUUGUAUAGAAAUAGAAUAGAGUCGGGCGGUAUUUUACUCUGUGGCAAUGGUAUUUCAGGUCCUUUGUCACAUUUUGCUUCUUUUUUCUGAUAAUGUGGCCGAGGAAUGCGAUAAAUAGAACUAUGUCUCCGGAGUGAGGUUAGGAGUAAUUUUUUAAUUUAUUAUAUAUAUAGUAAUCUUUUGUUAGGACGGAAGCCUUGGGAAGAAUGAGGGCGAGAGUCGAACUCUUACCACGAAUGAGUGUAAUUUUUAUGAAUGAGAGUAAUGUUUAUGAACGGGUGUAAUUUUGGCCCCUAGCUGA